AUGUCUUCCGUUCUGCGCACUGCUGCCCGCUCCGCUGUCCGAACCCGCCAGGGCGUCCGUGGAUACUCUCAAGCUCACGGUGGCGACUACUUUGCUCAGCGCGAAGCCGUCCGCGCCCACGCUGAUAGCACCACCCAGCUUUGGAGGCGGAUCAGCUUCUACGUCUGCUUCCCAGUCACUGCCGUGGUCAUUGCUUGGGUCCGCAACGCCGAGGCCGAACACGCUGAACACCUGGCUCACCUGAAAGAAGAGAACGGCGGUAAACUCCCAGAGGUACCUAACUACGACUACCUCAACAAGCGCGUAAAGCCCUACCCUUGGGGCAUGAACAGUCUCUUCUUCAACCCUCACGUCAACAAGGACUUGUCGGCGAGCGAAUAG
Molecule: messenger RNA, 381 nt
Organism: Coniophora puteana RWD-64-598 SS2
Lineage: Eukaryota; Fungi; Basidiomycota; Agaricomycetes; Boletales; Coniophoraceae
Product: mitochondrial cytochrome c oxidase subunit VIa
Exons: 5
Coding region: 1-381 (126 amino acids)
Biological process (GO): mitochondrial electron transport, cytochrome c to oxygen
Cellular component (GO): mitochondrial inner membrane
Molecular function (GO): enzyme regulator activity
Source: RefSeq, a predicted model, not a curated record